Messenger RNA from Rhinichthys klamathensis goyatoka, 1659 nucleotides. RefSeq lists its product as uncharacterized. NCBI's taxonomy places the organism in Eukaryota, Metazoa, Chordata, Actinopteri, Cypriniformes, Leuciscidae. Bases 26 to 1606 code for a protein of 526 amino acids. The record is from RefSeq and is a predicted model, not a curated record. The transcript is spliced from 4 exons. Gene Ontology annotation, molecular function: RNA polymerase II cis-regulatory region sequence-specific DNA binding; DNA-binding transcription factor activity. Gene Ontology annotation, biological process: regulation of transcription by RNA polymerase II.
UUUUCCCAUCCAAAUACUCGUCAUUAUGUCCGAAGCCAUACACUCGUUUCAGUCACAGCUAUCCGGGGUCAUGGAGACCGUUUUCAAAGCUGCCAUGUUUGAGAUCACCCGGCUCGUGGAGGACAGUUUCGUGAAGGAAGUGUCCCGCAGUCGAGAGCAGGUGGAGACUCUCAAGAAGAGGCUGCAGUGGAGCGAGUGCAGAAGGAAAAACCAGGAGAUGCGCGCCCUGAGGUGUGCAGAGUGUGGUGACAAAGCUCGUGUGUGUAACAGUGAAAGAGAAGAAUUGUUACCACAAUCAGAAAAUGAACGCAGCCUCAAACAGGAGAGAGUUCCGGUUGGGAACUGGGGAAGCUGUGAGUUGGAGACUGACACACAUUUGGGUGACAAAGAGAGAUUAGAAGAUCAAACCAGACCCAGUAACACAACAGAGUCUGCUGGUACAGAGGACAGGAAACUGGACUGCGUGUUGAAAGAGGAGGCCCUCUAUGCCACUGCUGAUAAUAAGGAGCUUCAGGAUGGGUGGACACUAAAUACUGAAGGAGCUGAGAGGAUGGAUUUCUCAGCUCAUAGUUACAGUGAGCAAGAGCUGCAACAGAUUCAGGAAGACUGGAGCUCCGGACUUGAACAGACCGCUGACAGUGAGACUUACGCAAACAUCGUAGACGUUCAGGGCUUGCCAUACCGAACACAUUACAAUGCAGAAGAGCUAGCGAGCUACAGUGUACAUGAACUGGACAUGGGAAACCUGGACAGUCUUGGAGGAAAAACUCAAGACACAUUAGGUCAUGCAGUUGCAGUUGGGACUGAUCAAAAAGACCUGGUUGAGGAAGGUGGGAGACGUUACAGCUCUUCCAUUAGGAGUAAAAGAGGAAACAGAGCAUCUUUACCUGCACAAGUCAACCCCGAGACAGAAGACGUGGAUAGAGACUGUAUACUUAUUAAUGCAGAUGGCCACAUACAAGACACAAGUGCCCUCACGGAAGUUCACAGUGGGAUUGAAGAUGGUGCUGGACAUAGAGGACACUCACUUUACACUGGGGACACAGCUAGUAGUGCACUUUAUAAGGGACAUGCAUCGAAUCACUCUCUCAAGUCUAAUGUUGGACAAGCAUUAGGUGACAGCAGGGCUUCUGGGAAAGGCUACCCGGUCUCCCAACGAGUCGUUUCAAGUGCUGGAUAUACUUGUAACCAGUGCGGUAAGAAGUUCACUCAGGCCUGCAACCUAAAAGUCCACCAGCGUGUCCACCAGCGGGACGGUCUCCAUUUGUGCAGCCACUGUGGGAAAGGCUACUCGUCCUUCAGUGACCUGCGUAGACACAAAUGCAGCCAGAGCGGAGACAAACCCUACACCUGCACGCUUUGUGGGAACAAAUUCAGCCGACUAUGGAAUCUCAAGCUGCAUCAACGCAUUCACACGCAGGAGAAACCACACAAGUGCACUCUGUGCAGUAAGAGCUUUACCCGGGCCGACAUCUUGAAAGUCCACCAACGUACCCAUACAGGAGAAAGACCGUACUGCUGUGGUAUCUGUGGACUGAGCUUCAAACGAAUGGACCAUCUCAGGUCACAUCAUCGCAAACAUAGUGCUGACCCGAAUAAUCAAUGACGAAAAAAUUCACCUCACAACCUUACAGAGUUGGUUUGACUUUUAAAUUGUUG